Molecule: messenger RNA, 2381 nt
Organism: Harmonia axyridis
Lineage: Eukaryota; Metazoa; Arthropoda; Insecta; Coleoptera; Coccinellidae
Product: luciferin 4-monooxygenase-like
Exons: 8
Coding region: 122-2323 (733 amino acids)
Biological process (GO): fatty-acyl-CoA biosynthetic process; long-chain fatty acid metabolic process
Molecular function (GO): long-chain fatty acid-CoA ligase activity
Source: RefSeq, a predicted model, not a curated record
UGUAUAUAAAAAAGAUUCUGUUGUUCACUACAUUCUUUCUGAAGACACACACGACGAAUGGAUGGCAGUUUGAGAAUGUUAAAAUUUGGCUGAUGUUCAAGUUUGAAAAAUGAGAGUAUAAAUGAAUUGCUGUAAGGAGAGCGAUGAGCCAUCUUCUCAAAGUAUACCUUUUCCUGUAUCAUCUGAAUCGAAGCAAUGGCUGAUCAUGAUGAAAUACAUGCUUGAAUGUGCCGAAAAAUCUAUGGAAUUCCUAGACACUGUGAAAAAUCAUCUGGAUUUCAAUGACGAAGACCUGGAAAGAUUCAGUAUAUUAUGCAUAGCUCUUGAGCAAGCACGUCAUCAGAUGGCUCUGUUAGGAAAAAAGUUUUUCGAAGAUUCGGCAACUGAUCUUCUCGAAAAUCUCUCGAUACUCAGCGAACCUAAGGAAUCGAAAACAAAUGAUUACACACAAACUGGUUAUGAGGGCGAUAACAUACCAAUAAAAGAACCUAAACCUAUUAUUGAAAAGAAGGAACCUACUAAAAAAGAUGCCUGUCUAUGCGGUGCAUUCAAACAAAGACUGGUGAAAAAAAGUAAACAUGAGAAAAUAGUUGUAUGCUCCCCACUAAAGAGGUCUACAUUUGUGAAUGAGAAGUGUCUCAAAGAUGGUACCCCAAGUACUAAAAAGAAGGUUUUAGGGCCUGAAGAUUACCCAAAUGAUGAUGAAAAUCCCUUCAUACUAAAAGAUACAGGAGGUCUCGAACUCCCAAACACUGGUUUUGGAUAUGAAUUGUUCUAUGCAAUGCAAAGACACAGAAAUAAAAUCGCACAGAUCGUUGAAACCACAGAUGACAGCCAAACCUUCGAGGAAUUACUGAGAGAUGCAAUAAGCACCGCUUUGAAUUUGAAGACCAAAGGACUAGACGAAGACAGUUUGAUAAGCCUCUGUGUCACGAACAAUAAAUACUCAUGCAUGCCUUAUCUAGCCGGCCUAUUCCUAGGCUGCAAAAUGAACGGUAUCGACGUAUCAUUCGGAAAAGAAGACCUAGCUUUUCUCCUCAAACUUGCCACUCCCGAUCUGCUGUUUGUACAGAAGGAAAAGGUGCCAAUCAUGGCAGAGACUCUGGCGGAAAUCGAGUUAGAAAUUCCCAUCGUCGUAAUUGGCGGUGAAGUGGAAGGAUAUGAAAAUUUUCAAGAUUAUUUGAUAUCCUCGAAUGAGGAUAUCAGAGCCUUUCGACCCUACAAAUCGGAUUCUAUGAGAAGAAACUGUGUAAUUCUUUUCAGCAGUGGAACUUCUGGGAUGCCUAAGGGUAUUUGUUUGAACCAUGGUAAUUUGCUGGGACAAGUCUUCUUCGCUACGAUCACAGAUAAUCUCCAUCGUGUGUUCAUAAGUUUCACAUCUUACUACUGGAUUUCUGCUGUUAUUUUACUUGGUUACACGACCCUUGCUGGAGUAACAAGGAUAGUACCACAGCCAUUUGAACCUAAUAGGUUCUUUCAACUCAUCGAUAGAUAUAAGAUCGAGUCUGCUUUUCUCGGACCCUUCGAAUGCAUCACAGUGAUUAGGACCCCUAAAUCUCCAGAAUACGAUACCUCCAGUUUGAAAACUUUGUGCACAGGAGGUGCAGCGGUGCGAGAAAUUGUUUUUAUUGCUCUGCGAAGAGUUUUUCCAGGCUGUUUAGUCUUUCAAACCUAUGGGCAAACCGAGGUAGGAGGCUUGCUGGUAAAAUGGGCAACAAAGAAUCCUGAAGAUCUAUCGCUGCUGUAUGCCAAACCAGGUUCAUGUGGUAGAACAUUCGGAGGGUUUUGGUAUAAGUUCGUCGAUGAGGAAAAUGAUAGAAUCCUUGGACCAUUUCAACCAGGUGAAUUAUUAGUGAGAUCAGAUACCCUGAUGAUGAAUGGUUAUUAUAAGAGGGACUCUUCGGAAUGCUUCGAUAGAACCGGUUGGCUCAAGACUGGCGACUUGGCCUACUAUGACGAUUACCACUGUAUAUACGUAGUGGAUAGAGUGAAAGAACUGAUCAAAUACAGAUUAUGGCAUGUGCCACCAAUUAUUUUAGAAAAUGUACUGAUGGCACAUCCUGUGGUAGCAAGAGCUGUUGUUGUAGGUAUCCCUCACUCUGACGAUGGUGAACAUCCAAUGGGACUCAUUAUACUUAAAGAAGGAAUAGAUCCCGAAACAGUAGAUUUGGAAGAAGUUGCUGAAUUUGCGAACAGUAAAUUGAAUGAAAAGCAAUAUUUGAGGGCUGGGGUUAGAAUAAUUCAUUCUAUACCUUUGACAGCUACUGGAAAAGUUAGAAGGAGGUCACUCAGAGACUCAGUGUUGCAAGGUCAUCAAUUGUAAAAGACCAUGAAAUGUACGAUAAGUAUCAACAAGAUCUUCUGUCCUUGUUUCGUUUUAA